Gryllus bimaculatus (two-spotted cricket) is the source of this 6596-nucleotide messenger RNA. Lineage: Eukaryota; Metazoa; Arthropoda; Insecta; Orthoptera; Gryllidae. The record is from the annotation of a GenBank genome assembly.
AGUGUCUAAAAUCCUGUCACCAUCAGGGCUCAAACCUAGCACCUCCCAGUGAGAAGGACUGCAGUGACAUCAGUUGAUACAGCGAGCCAUCUCUCCUCAAAACUAAUUUUUCUUUUCUUUCCUCUUUCCUUUGUCGAAGUUCUAUCAUUUCAUUCAAGUGGUAAUUGAAUGCAUUGAUUUGAAUGAUGAAAUCUUCAAUUAACUGGAGAUGCUUAAAUUCACUGCACCAAAAGUAAUAGUUUUUAAUCUCUAUGACAUCUUGCCAAAAAAAUAAAUUCUCAAAAAUGAGGAGUUAUCAGUAAAACAUCAAUACAUGAAUUUGUCUUAACAUAACUUACAACUAAUUAUAAUUCAUGUACAAACAUUGCCCUCUCACAUUAAUGUUUCCUUCCAGAGAGGUGCAGUACAUACACAAUUCGUACUUGUUUUAACAUAAUAACUUGUGAGAAAGUGAUAUGAAUAAAUACAACUAAUAAAACUUUAUUCAUACAAACUCUACAGAUUAAACACAAAAUUUCUCCUCAGGUUAGUAAUGAAUUAAUGCACCAAAUUAUAACGGUAUUAAUAUUUCAUCUCAGAAAAGCUAAAUCUAAAGGGAAAGAAAUAUAUAACGCUUUGAUAGUUUUGUAAAUCUCUGAAUUAGGUAACAUUUCAAAACCAGUUCACAGUGGGGAAAUUCAUUAUAUUAGAACUAAAUAGUAAACGAGUCACACUGAAACAGUAUAUCAAUUGAAUUCAUGUCAUUCAUAAAUUCUACUUUAUUUUUUGUAUUACAUAGUCCUCUGGAUAAUCUAUGAGUUUUGGAAACUUCUCCACUUCUUCUUCAGAAUACUCAUCAAGUCUUUUUGGUAUUAAUCUUGGACGCCGGAUCUGAUUUGUAACAUUCUCAAGAAUUUCCUUUGGUACAUUGGCAUCAGGAUAUAUAUGCAAUCUUUCCAUCUUGGUGUGUCUGUACAGGUUGCCCUUCAUGCUGUUGUAAAUUGCUUUUUUCAAAACCAAAGUAGGAUCUUUCUCAUGCAGCUCCCAUGCAAAUGUCCAAGAGGCUCCACCAGCAAAACCAGUGUGAUGAAAAUACACUCUCUUCUGCCAUUCAUCUCCAGGCAGAGCUAUUUCUUUACUGUUAAUCACCACGACAUGGUCUCCUGUAUCUGCACUAGGACCAUAUAUAGGUUUGUGCAAACCAGCCAAAUACUUCUGAAUAAUUUUUGCUGAUUCAAAAGGAUUUUGCCACUUAGCAUCGAAGAGAUGCCACACUCUGGUAAAAGUGGUCCAUUGUUGGGCUCGUUUAUAGAUGCUCAUCUUUCCAACUUUAUAAAUGUACUUAGGUCACUGAAAAUAUGCUACCACAAAAGCAGGUGUCACAACAUCACUUCCAAAAAUUUUAAACAUGUGAUUUACACAAAUGUAAAGAAUUUAAUUUCUUUUAAGGUUGUAUGAAGAAAACAGCAACCAAUCUUCAAAAAACACACGUAGUUCACGCCGGGUACACAACACUUAUUCACUUAUUUCAGAGAGUAUAUACAAUCGUAGAGUAUAUACAAUCAUAUUAUAUCUGCGACUUAUACAUUAUACAAUCACAUACAAUUGAGUUGAUUGAGUCCGUCUAAUAAACGAAUAUCAACAAACAACAGCCUGAAAUAUACUCAAAUACGUUUUUGUGGCAGAGCCAGGCACGCAGAAGACCUCGCCUGCUUUCGCCCGUGGUCUUCGCUCCUCGCUUUUCGCUUUUCUGUGGAAUCAGAAUACCAAUUCACACCAAAAUAUCGCAUAGACACAUUGCCAACCGAUAGAAAUAUGAACUAAAUCCGUUUUAAUAUUAAUAGACUAAAAUGUUUUGGUGAAAUUUGAUGCGGACAUUUGGUGGUAAUGAAUCCAGAGAAAGUACCAACGUGACUAUUACCACGGUGCAUUACCAACGUGUCAUUUUGGAAACCAAUUUUGUUCUUGAAGUUCUAUAUCAAGUGAGAAGUGCAGGGCUAGUGCAUGUGUUGAGCUUGCAUCAUCUUUAAGUUUGAGUGAAAAUCAACCUGUUCUCGUGAUAUUUGUAUUUAUAUUAAUUUCUUAAAAUAAUGUCUAAAAGAACUCAACCAGUGUGGGAAUCACCAAAACCAACUGCACAGCCAAAUUUAAAACUUUAUAAUAGUUUAACCCGUCAAAAAGAAGUUUUUGUGCCCCAGAAUGGCAAAAGAGUGCUGUGGUAUAGUUGUGGACCAACUGUGUAUGAUGCUUCACAUAUGGGCCAUGCCAGGUCUUACAUAUCUUUUGAUAUUUUGCGACGAGUUCUUUCCAAUUAUUUCAACUACGAUGUAACAUAUGUAAUGAAUGUAACUGACAUAGAUGAUAAAAUUAUUAAAAGAGCAAGACAGAAUUAUCUAUUUGAAAAAUAUUUAGAGAAAUCCAAAAAUUUAGAAGAAACAUUGAGAGAUGUACGUUCUGUCAUGGACCGAGUUACAUUAAAUGUGCAGCGAACCACUGACACUGACAAGAAAUUAAUGUUUGAAAAGAUGCUUGCUAGAAUGAGUAACGCUGUAGAGGAGUUAGAGUCUGCUAUUAAAGCAUCUGAUGAAGCAAAAAUUAAAGAGGGCCAAGAAGCAUUGCUUCGAGAGGCCAGGGACCCUCUCUCGGAGUGGUUGGAUGCGGAACAAGGUUCAACAGUAACAGAUAAUUCUAUAUUUUCAAAACUUCCUCGGUAUUGGGAAGCUCAGUUUCAUCAGGAUAUGGAUGCUUUAAAUGUUUUGAGACCGAAUGUAUUAACUCGAGUCAGUGAAUACAUUCCAGAAAUUGUUUCCUAUAUAAAAAAAAUUGUGCAGAACGGUUUGGCUUAUGAAAGCAAUGGUUCGGUAUACUUUGAUGUAGCUGGAUUUGAUGCUCGGAAAAACCAUCAUUACGCUAAAUUGGUCCCUGAAGCUUAUGGUGACUGCAAGUCUUUGCAAGAUGGAGAAGGAGAUUUAUGCAUUUCUGAGGAGCGUUUAAGUGAAAAGAAGUCACCUAAUGACUUUGCCUUAUGGAAAAGCUCCAAACAAGGAGAACCUUGGUGGGAAUCCCCUUGGGGCAAAGGGCGACCAGGCUGGCAUAUCGAGUGCUCCGUGAUGGCUUCUGACAUAUGCGGAUCAUCUCUAGAUAUUCAUACGGGAGGCAUUGACUUGCGUUUUCCUCAUCAUGAUAAUGAGUUGGCUCAGGCAGAGGCUUACUUUGACAAUGAUCACUGGGUACGAUAUUUUCUUCACUCUGGCCAUCUUACUAUUGCUGGGUGCAAAAUGUCCAAGUCUCUGAAGAACUUUGUGACAAUCAGAGAAGCUCUCCAGAAACACACAGCUCGUCAGUUGCGUCUUGCUUUCCUUCUCCAUUCAUGGAAAGACACUCUAGACUACAGUGCCAGCACAAUGGAUAUGGCAUGCCAAUAUGAGCGCAUGUUAAAUGAAUUUUUCCUGACUGUCAAGGACUUAGCCAGGGCAAGAUGCACUGGCUCUCAACUAGACUGCUUUCAGAAGUGGGGGCCUAAAGAAUUGGAGUUAAUAGCUAAGCUCAGAGAGAGCAAGGAGGCUGUCCAUGCUGCUCUUUGUGAUAAUGUUGAUACAAGAACAGCUUUAGAUCAUAUUAGAGAACUUGUUGCAUUCUCAAAUAUUUAUAUUCGUGAUUGUUGGGGCAGCCACGAAGCUAACAGCUUGUUGCUGAAUGAUGUUGCUGGGUAUAUCACUUUUCUUUUACGUGUGUUUGGAGUUGUCCCUUCAGAUACCUCCAUUGGCUUUCCUGUGGGAGCCCCAGGCAGCACAUCUGGUGAUUUGGAAAGUCAGUUAAUGCCGUACUUGUCACUUAUGGCAUCUUUUCGUGAUAAUGUCAGAUCUCAUGCCAGAUCAUUGGGAGCCAAAGAUAUAUUACUGGAAUGUGAUAGACUUCGUGAUGAUUCAUUGCCAGAAUUGGGAGUUCGUUUGGAGGAUGUUGAAGGUCGUCCUGCUGCUGUGAAGCUGGUAGGUCGAGAAGCAAUGCUCAAAGAGCGAGUAGCAAAACAACAGGCAGAGGCUGCAAAGGCUGCUGAACGUGAACGCAAAAAAGCUGAGCAAACUGCAGCAGCUGCAGCAAGAGAGGCUCUGAGACGGGUUCCACCUGCAGAAAUGUUCCUAGCUGAAACUGACAAGUAUUCACGUUUUGAUGAUAAGGGGCUGCCCACACAUGAUGUAGAAGGUAAAGAGCUGAGUAAAGGAUUGCAGAAAAAACUUCUGAAGUUGCUGCAAGCACAAGAAAGACGUUACUCUGAGUUCCUUGCUUCACAACAAACCAAUGGAACUGAAGAUUCAUAAAACCUCUCAUUUUACAAACUAUUCAUUUAAAAGAAUGCAGCAAGAUUUUUCUUGCACUUUGUGGUUAAAACUUAAAUUAUUUGAUAUGUUGCCCAAUGAAAAAUGUUACAGUGAAAAGUGCUUAUUCCGUUUUUGUGUGCUCAUUACUAGCACAUCUAGUAUUAUCUGCACAUUUUGUGAUGGCUGUUUACAGAAAUAGCUGGCUGUACUUUCAUAAAUCAAUUUGUUGAUGUUGUUAGUGCCUGUGUCUAGGACAACAAAUGAAGGGAAAUUGCAACAUAGUGUAAUGAGUUUUCAGUAUAAGUGAGGAAAUUCAAUCAAAUGAUAUUUAAUUGUAAUUGAAUGAAAUUUUGCUUUCAAUUGCAAAAGAACUCACAAAUAUUGAUAUCUUGCUUAAUUUAUUUUGUGUAAUUUUUCAAAGAUAUCUUCUUCAAAGAUUCUCCAAGUUAUUAUGUGGUGUUCAUAUUUUUCAGUACAGCCUGUUACAGUUUAAUGGAUUAUUACAUUUGUUAUUUUAAAUACAUUUACAUGUUUUUGAUUUUCACAUUUUUAUAAUAAUUGAAUUUAUUACCUACACAUCACCACUUAUCUGAACUUUUGUUGGUAAAAAUGAGCACAUGAUUAAUUGAGAUUGUGAGCAAAUCAUAUGUUGGCAGAUACAUUUCUUUAUGUUGAAUUAGUAUUUGCCUGUCUGACUACAAUCGAGAAUUUUCUGGCAAACCAAUCAAACAAAUAAUUGUGACUUUUUGAUAUAUUGUACUAGUUUCUUGAUACAUUUUUUGUUGAAGUGAGAUAUGCAUUUAGGUCAGUUAAUGUGAUAAUAUGACUUACAAUUUUGGUGCCACAUACAUUAAUAUAUUAUAUAUUAAUAUAAGAUAUAGGUCCUUUUUUCUGCAUUUCUGAAAUUAAACCUCAAGUCGUAGCAUAAGAACACCAGAAUUGAAAAUGAUUUCCAAAUGCUCAUUAGGUGUUUUUGCUUCUUCAUUCAUCCACACCUUGUGUGAAAAAUUAUUGAUAUACAAAUUGGUUGAUUUAAUUUAUUUCUUUCUUUACCCUUCCAGUGGAUGCAGACUUCAUCUGCAAAAGUUUAUUUAUCCCUUUCCUUUUAAUAUUUUUCACCUUAAGAAUAAUUUAAUUUGAAUACCUUCCUUCGAACUCUUAUUUUGGUUUGAUCAGUGAAGUAGUAUCAGAGUUGUCAGUAAUAAGAUUGCUGACAACUCUAUUGUGACAUGACCACCAGUGUUACAUUGUUUAUUCCAAAUUAAAAUUUGGAGCUUAGGUGUACUGUUUUUGUAAUCUUUUUUGGUAACUAUAUUUAAUCAAUUUGUUAAAAAUGAUGCAAUUUCCAAAAUCUGGUGCUGAAACUUCGAAUACACCGAUAACAAAGAUUGGUCUACUACUAUUAACUUUUCAUUAAAAUUUUUUUAAAAUUUCCAAGCCUUUUCUAUGAAGGUUCACUGAAAAUUUAAUAUCUAUGCUCAUUUGUUAUCAUGCUAAUCUUGUUUGCUUUCAUCCAUUUUUGUGGAUAAAAUGGUUAUCCAAUUAAAAAUCCCAGUCUGACACGCCAUGGACAUUUUAAAAUAAUGUGUGACCACUGUAUGGUCACGGAGCAAGCACAUUCAGAUGGUUUUUACAUUUUCAAUGAAAAAAAAUCUUAUCUAACCAUUCGAUAAAAUUCUUACUAAGAAUUUCCUAAUAUUUAACUGAAGUUCUCUUUUCGUUAAGUGAUUCUACAUUGUAUUUACUGAACAUGGUAUGGGUGUAAAUAUUGCAUAUAAAAGACUUGCUAAAUUAGAAUGUGACGUCAGUUGUCCUUCAUUUCACUCACUUUUGCAGCAUAAUCCAUUUCACUCACGAGUGGAAGAAUAUUUGGGGCAAAGGAAUGCAUUGUAGUGACUGAAAAUACAAUACAUACUGUAAGUACUCUCCUGUCCUUAGCAAUUGACUCAUGUUCAAAAUGUUGUUUCAUAUGUAUUAUUAUUAUAUUUAUAGAUAAUGUACGUUUAUUAAAUUUUUAACUUAUUUGAUGAAGUCUGUUGCUUUUCAAAAAUGCUUUUUGAUUUUUUUAACACUUAAUAACAAUUCCAAAAGAAAGAAACAUUGUACAUUUACAAAUGCAAAAGAAAGAAAUUUACUGUAUGUAGGCAAACUGUUUUUCUGAGAUGGCAUUUACAUUAUUUAAAUAAAUCUUUGAUUAUGUAAAAGUGGUGACAAGAAAUUGCAUUGAUGUUAUAUGGCAUUUCUUCAUUAUGUAUGCCAGAUUUUCAUAAAGAAAUAUAUUUUGACAUAUAAUUGUUA